AUGGCUGGAAACUCCAAUGUUGGCACUAGGACCAUCUAUGAAAGCAAUGAGCAGCGUAACUUUUCUCGAUCUGAGGUUGAAAAUGCCCGUCGGAACAGAGACAACCCCCCUGACUCAAACCGACGGGGCAGCGCACACGAAAAAGAACAGAAGUCAAGGGGGAAACACUCACCCACUGAUAAAGAGCUGGCGAAAUUAGACCCUACUGCACCGGCUAGGAUGCAUGGCCACCAGCCAUCUCGUGGUGCACAGGUCGAUGCUGAGCUGAAGAGGGAGGAUGAGGAAAGGAUUAGACAAAAGCAAGGCUUAUAA
Molecule: messenger RNA, 312 nt
Organism: Nannizzia gypsea CBS 118893
Lineage: Eukaryota; Fungi; Ascomycota; Eurotiomycetes; Onygenales; Arthrodermataceae
Exons: 2
Coding region: 1-312 (103 amino acids)
Source: RefSeq, a predicted model, not a curated record